AUGGAAGCUGAGAAUACUGACCACAACGAUGUGUUCACCGAGGAACCUCCGAUCGUGGACUGCGACGUCUUGGAAGCUGCGAAGGAAAAUAUACAGCCUUUGGCAGCUGGACGUCGUGUAACUACUCUUUCUGUCAUUCUAUCCACGCCACACGCCCAGCGCGAAGCCCAGCUUCUUUCUGUUCGAAAACGUCUUCGUGUAAAUGUGCAGAUUGCUCUUGAAGAUGACGACGACAAUCCGCUAGAGGCUUACUGUCGAUUUGUCUAUUGGACCCUGGAAAACUAUCCUCAGGGUCAGAGUGCAGAGUCUGGUCUACUAGAGCUCAUCGAGGAAGCAACAAGGGUGCUGAAAGACGACCGUGGUGGCAGAUGGAGAGGUGAUAUCAAGUACCUCAAGCUAUGGGUACUAUACGCAAGUUACGUCGAAAGACCCGCAGUCAUCUACCAAUUUUUACUUGCAAACGACAUUGGCACGGAUCAUGCACUUCUCUACGAAGAGCACGCAGCUGUCCUCGAAAGGGCAGUACGACGAAGUGAUGCGGACAACGCGUAUCUUCUUGGUAUUGCGAGGAAAGCUGAACCUCUCGAUCGUUUGAAGGGUAAACACCGCGAGUUCCAGAAACGAAUGAUGACAUCCACUGCAGCCCCUCCUCCUACCCGUGAUGUGCCUCCUGCCGCUCCGAGGACAGUUCUCAGGACCUCCUCUGUUUCCUCGGCGCGAGCAUCGUCAUCACAGGGUGACGUUUUUGCCUCUACUCAGCCGACGAGGCCGACACCCAACGGACGCCUCCAAGUCUUCGUAGACCCCUCAGGUUCCGACUUGCAAGAAGCUCCUGACACUCCCACACCGUGGUCAGAUGUUGGUACUCGAAAAACUCGCGUUAAAGAAAAUGUUCCAGAAGUCAGAAAGGCAGGAGGGACUACCCUAAAGCAGGCCGGACGAUCUCGACGAGUUGUUUCAGCUUCUGGCUCCGCUACCUCGAGGAUUGUACCAUUCAGGGAUCCUGGACCAGGGCAAGGCGUGGAAGUCAACGAGAUGCUCCCGCCUCCCGUUCCCAUAUCAAAGCACAAGGACAAUACACCGAAGACACCCGCGAGGAACAGUUCCAUUGUUCCGUUCGUUGAUGGUACUGGUGGGGCAGAUGGAGGCGUUCCUUCUACUCCUAAAUUUACACCGUUCCGAGACGAGGCUGAUAUUGACAUCCCUGCAACGCCCACCUUGUCUGCGCCUGAGACAAUCAUGAGACCAAAAAGUGCUGGCGCAAAAGGAUCUGUUGUGCUGUCUGAGGCCGAGGCAUUGAGAAAGGACCCUUUGAAGAACUACGACGUCGGAGAUCGACUGCAAUCGCCAGUAGAUGGGUGAGAAGGCUCCAGUUCACUCACGGCAUUUU
Messenger RNA from Serpula lacrymans var. lacrymans S7.9, 1390 nucleotides. RefSeq lists its product as uncharacterized. The coding region runs from base 1 to 1362 and encodes 453 amino acids. The transcript has 3 exons. The record is from RefSeq and is a predicted model, not a curated record. NCBI's taxonomy places the organism in Eukaryota, Fungi, Basidiomycota, Agaricomycetes, Boletales, Serpulaceae. Gene Ontology annotation, biological process: mitotic spindle assembly checkpoint signaling; meiotic sister chromatid cohesion, centromeric. Gene Ontology annotation, molecular function: protein kinase activity.